AAUUAUUAGUGUUGAUGAGGAUUACAGUAGAUAGCUGAUUACACCAUGUCUAUCAUCACCAAUAUUUUUAUUUCAUCUAUGUUUUUUAGAUCUUGUUUAUCUUUCAUUAUGCCACUAGAAGACUUUAAAGGUGCAGAUUGUAUAACUGAUGGAAUGAACAGUGUAUAUAGCGGGACAAUAAAUACUACCAAAAGCGGGCGAAUUUGUCAGAAAUGGUCUUUACAAAUUCCUCAUACACACGAUAAAACAUGGUUAGGAGAUAAUAACUAUUGUCGUAAUCCACACUUGUUUCCUGGAGGACCAUGGUGUUUCACUACAGACGAGAAUGUACCAUUCGAGUAUUGUGACAUCCCAGUAUGUGAAAAACGUCCAAACGAAAGAUCAAUCGAUUGUCCUGCGGUGAAAUGUUAUAAUAAUGGAACACUCCUACUGGAAACAUGUACUUGUAGCUGUUUAUCACCCUUUUCUGGACUGUUCUGUGAAACAGAAAUGAAGCCAACACAGUGGCCUGGUGGAAGUUAUGCACUUUAUACAUCUAUGUUUGGCUGUCCUGAAGACGUUGACUACGGAUGGAUGACGGGAUAUGUCAACAUGACACUGCUGCCUAAAUCAAGGAACAUGUUUUGGAAUGAUCUUGACUGGUAUACAUUCGAACCCCAUAUUCUUGGUCCGUAUACUCAGCAAGCAAUACAGAUUAAUUUUUGCAUUAUGAACUCAACAGCUGAUAAUCCAUGGCCAGCUGGAAAUUAUUGCAUAUACAAAACUAAUGAAAUAUGUCCGAUCGGUUUUAACGAAGGAAGUAUGACAGUGCGUGGUUAUACUUACGACUUAGGAGGAGAUCUACCAGAUUUGAAAAUAGACAAUUCUACAGACCUGACUUUAAUGUAUUGUUGUAGAGAUGACGGAAACGCCGAUGAACCUAUACAAUUGCCACACGACUUCCCUUUUAUUUUAUUUCUGGGGCCAACUACCGACACGUGCCAAGAAGUGGAUAAAAUGAAAUGGACAUUGGAUGGAUUUUACCUGGUCAACGAACAUCUUAACUUUGAAUAUGACGGAUUGCAUCCUAAUUUUACUGCCCAUGCUGUUUAUCAUAGACAUGUAGGCAUACCGUUGUGCUACUAUGAGCCAUUAAGUAAACGAGAGUGUGUCUUUAAGACUGACUUCGGAGCUUCAUAUAAAGGUCACGAAAAUAUUACGAAAUCAGGGAGGCACUGCAGCUUAUGGAAGGAUAAUAGCCUUGAUUUUACUACAAGUACCAGAUGGAUAGGGGAAUUUGAAGAAAAUUACUGUAGGAAAAUCGAUAUGGGAUUGAAAACUCCCCCUGGUUGCUAUAUUGGUGGUGAAUUUGAAAGCUGUGAUAUUCCAGAAUGCGAGGACGACCCAGAAUAUUUGGAAAUAUUUGGAAAGGGGAGAAGCUACAACUCAGCACCAUCACUUAGCAGCACACCUGCUUCUUAUGCAGUGGAUGGUUUAAUUGGUGCAGGACUAACUUUUAGAAAUUCCAGAUCGUAUUCUAAGCCAUGGUAUUUACUUAACUUACAAGAGUAUGUUGAAGUACAUGCAAUCGUUCUUUACCGAAUGCAAAUUUGGUUUCCAGUAAGCCACAGAUAUGUAGGAACGUAUGUUAGUAAAAAUAGAUGGGAUUUCCUGACAUAUGGAGCAUAUAGAUGUGAGGAAAACCGAAAUCCUAGGAAAAAUGCAAUAUUUAGAUAUCAGUGUAAGCGUCCUAUUGUCGGACAAUAUGUCAGUGUGACAAAUUUUGACUUCACUAAUGAAAACGCUAGACAGGGCUACUACCAUUUCUUUGAAAUAGAAGAGAUUCAAGUGAUAGGAAAAUCAACAAUGUGUGGACGACAAUUAGGUCUCAUAUCCGGUGAUGUUUACGAUUACCAGUUAGAAUCGUCCUCGAGGAAAGACAAAGAUCAUCUAUCAAACUAUGGGCGUUUAUUCUACCCAGAAACUGGCUGGUGUUCUAGUUCUGAUGAUGUUUCUCCAUGGUUUAUAGUUGAUUUUAUUGUGCCUUUAAAACUCCAAGGUGUUGAGCUACAGGGAAUAAAAGACGGUUCAAAUGCACAAUUUAUUGACUCGUUUAAAAUAAUGUAUGGUAAUGACAGGAGCAACCUAACUUUUUACGAGGACCCGAUCGGAACAGUGAAGAUAUUUAUAAUCAAUCCGAUGACAAGCCCACUGUCUAUUCAUCAGUUUAUUUUUAAUAAAGAAAUUUAUGGCAGAUACCUUAAAGUGGUUCCAGUGGAUUACAAAGAAGCAUGUUUAAAACUUGAAGUCAUUGGUUGUCCAAAACAAGUGAGACGUGACUUGUGGUGUAGAGAUACAAAAUUCGACUUUGGUUUUGAAGUCCUCAGAUAUCAUUCGUUUUGGAUGGCCGAGCAUCAUGAUAUAGAACGUAUGGGCAAAACAGGAAUAGAUUUGAAACAAUGUUUUGAACGCUGUCAAAAUAUAUCUUGCACUUCCUUCUCAUCUGAGUACCCGAACAGUCGUUGUACACUACAUUUUGGACACAAAUAUACUCCAGAGUAUCAUAGAUGGUGGAUUGAGGGUGUCGAUCCUGGAAAUGUCUACUAUCAAAGACUGUGUUUUAAAGACUUUUUAGAGUUCAACACUUGUGGUGGAGAUGUAUUUUUGAAGAAUGAUAAUGAUGAAUCAACUAUUUUAUCUCCAAACUUCCCCUUCAAUUAUGGUCAAGGAUUAACUUGUGUUUGGUCUAUUCAUUCCACCAUGUUUAUUGAAAUAGAAAUUGUGUCUAUUUCACUUCAGAGGAGAAUUCUAUUAAGUGAAAUGCAAAAGAUGAGUAUAUAUGACAUUAACCCAGGGCAAUGUGAAGACUCACUGAGCAUUAUAGAUCACGACGGAUAUGGAAAAACUAUUCUACCAAAUGAAGAUCAACUAAAUGGAGUCAAGCUAUUAUCUGCGUCCAAUAAAAUCAAGAUACAACUAACAUCCUGUUAUCAAUAUCAAAGGAAUAAUCAAAAGAGUUUCGAAUUAAAAGUAUCCACGAUUGAUUUACCAGGAUGUGGCGGACUAGACAGUUGCUUUAAAACAUGUAACCAGCCUUCAGCCUACAUUUAUACACCAGGAUUUCCUAUAGCUUAUAAACCAGGCGAGGCAUGCUUCUGGAAGAUCGAAGGCGUAUAUGGUCAAUUUGUAAAACUCACUAUUAUCAACUUAGAUGUUACAGAUGACUCAUCAUGUGAAAAAUCCUUUAUUUCUGUUUAUGAUAUAGACAUACAAGGACAAGCAAAAUCCUUAGGAAAAUUUUGUAAAGAUAAUCGCCCAUACGAAACAUUUAUAUCAAGUUGGGAAAGACUUCAAAUUGAAUUUAAAGCUGCUACUGAUAUUCCGGGAAGUGGUGGAUUUCUGGGAAAAUAUGUCAUGGAAACUUUUAUACAAGAGUCAUUCGAUGUAUCAAAUGACAGUUGCCCAGACAACUGGCAUGCAUUUAGGAACAGUUGUUAUAGUUUACAGAAGAAAAAAUUUGGCAUUACAUGGAUUGAAGCCGAAAAUGAAUGCAAGAUUAACAACGGUCAUCUUGUUAGCAUAGCUGACAUUUCUGAAAUGAAAUUUAUUCAUUACCUCAUUACUGCUUAUAAAGAUUAUCUAGAAGGUGAUCGUGCAUAUAUAGGCCUGAAGAAGAAGACUAAUGGUUAUUCUAUGAGGGACUAUAUUUGGUCGGAUGAAAAACCUUUGACGUUCACUGCAUGGUUUUUUGAUAAAAGUACAGGAUUUGCACAACCAGAUGGCUUAGAGAAUGAACAAUGCUCAAUAAUUCAGCUGUUUAGUAUACACAAUAUAAAUGCAUGGCAUGAUGUUGCUUGCGCCUACAACAAAAUAUCAAACUUCAUUUGUGAGACAGAAACUGUUCCAAAUGUUAAUGAUAAUAUCAGAAAUUCAAUAAAUCAAGUAACAGCACAACCCGAUGAAAUCCUGUACCUAUGUUACUCUGGUGAAUAUAUUCUAAAUAUAUUUCAAUGUGAUUCGGUGAUAGAUUGCAUUUCUGGCGAUGAUGAACAGAAUUGUUCAUCUUCCUGUUCCAAUGACCAGUUUACUUGUGAUGAUGGCAGCUGUAUAUCAAUUAGUUUACAUUGUGACUUUAUUCAGCAGUGUCAGGAUGGAUCGGAUGAAACAUUUUGUGAAAGACGAUCAUGUUCAACAAACGAGUGGCAGUGCAAAAAUAUGCAAUGUAUUCCUGUACAUCAAAGAUGUGAUUUUGUUCCUAAUUGUUAUGACAAAUCUGAUGAGAUACUGUGUGAAAUUUGUGGAUCAAACAGUUUCCAAUGCUACGACCAGACCUGUAUACCGUUUUCGAGAGUUUGUGAUGGAGUUAUUGAUUGUAGCGGGCUUUUCCAUGAAGAUGAAUCUGAAGACUGUCUGAAGAAAACACAACACACUUGCAAAGAUUGGUACGCCAGUGGUUCGAAGGAAAAUGGAGUAUUUCUUAUUGAUUUAUAUCUAAACGAUAGUGCAUCAGUAGAAUGCAUAUUUGAUGAAUGGGAAAACUAUACCCAAAUAACAACGAUAGUCCACCAUGAUAAUGAGGAGACAGUUACGGCCACCCUAGACGGAUAUGAUAUAAUACCUGUCUAUUUUGCAAGUGACGCACAUAUUGAAAUCCUAAAGGGUAUUGGCAAAUGUAGCCAAUCAAUAGGCGUUUAUUGCCAUUUUUCCGAAAAUCGAGUGUACAGAUCAUCCCUAAUCGCAGGCAUCAUUGACAACAAAACGCCCCAGAAUGAUUGUGGGUGCCCAUUCGUUGGAAAUUGUGAUUCUGAUGUUAAAAGAUGUAACUGUGGAAAUGAGCCAUAUGAUUGGUACACAGCUGAUAAUAAUGAAAUACGAUCAGACAUCGGAGUUAUAUACAACGAAACACAACUUCCUGUAAAACAUACCUAUACACUGCCAACGACUACUUACAAUAAAUUGCAUCUUGGACCUUUAAAAUGCAUUGAAGAUUUUCAAAUUUCAUCGAACAUAUUUCGCUGUAGCGGAGGGCAAACUGUAUCAUCAGAUGUUUUGUGUAAAUUAGAUUAUGAUGAAAAGAAGGAAAUUAUUGGUUGCAGAGAUUUGUCACAUCUAACAAGCUGUGAAACGUCUCAGUGUCCUCCGGGGUAUCUUAAGUGCCAAGACAGUUAUUGUAUUCCACCAAAACUUUUGUGUAAUGGAGUUCAAGAUUGUCCAGCCGGAGAGGACGAGAGCGGUUGUAGAAAACCUGCGUGUGAUGGACUUUUUCGAUGCCAUGAAAGUGAUAUAUGUUUAAGCCUAGACAAACGUUGUAAUGGGUUUGCUGAAUGUCCACAGUUUGAUGAUGAACUGCUCUGUGAUAUAAAUUGUACAACAAAAUGUAAAUGUGAUGGUUUGUCAAGUAAAUGUGUGCUUGAAAACAUGUCAGUUAUUUCGUUUCCUCCAGAAACCAGAAAAAUAGACCUGAGUAUGUCUAAUUUAUCAGCUGUUGAUAUCGUAUUGGAAAAUAACUUUCUUUUAGCUGAACUAAAUCUAUCAUCAACCAGACUUCGUGAUCUUGAACGCAUCCAUUUUGGAAAAUUCCACAAUAACCUGUAUUUAUUGGACCUAUCACUAAAUCAGAUAUCUACAAUACCUAGUUACACAUUUGAAGGAAUGAUUCAUCUAAAAAUACUUCUGUUCGCAGGAAACACAUUACUUGAAAACGUCUAUCCACAUUCAUUUGCAGGAUUACCCAGUGUAUCGAUGAUGUCACUAGUACAAUCUAACAUUUGGUUGUUACGAAGUAAUAACUUUAUGGGCGUUGAAAAUUUAAUAGCACUAAACCUCUCGCAUAAUAAAAUCGGAAAGGUUGAAGAUCGCACUUUUAUAGGAUUGAACCAAUUGAAAAGUCUUGACAUAAGAGGAAAUAGUAUGACUGAAUUUCAAGAGGACAUUUUUGAAGGUCUAACAAGUCUUGAAAAACUUUACUCGGACGCCUACGUAUUUUGUUGCCUAAGACCAGGUUCUGUAAAGGAGGAAGAUUGUUUACCAGCAAGAGAUGAAUUCUCAUCGUGCUCAGAUAUGAUGAGAAACGAUAUACUUAGAACCUGCUUAUGGGUAAUUGGAUUAUGUGCACUGAUUGGAAACUUGAUCGUUCUUAUAUACCGUGUUAUUUAUGACCGUGGUUCAUUGUCAAAAAGCUAUGGUAUUUUCAUCACAAGUUUAGGUACUUCAGAUUUCAUGAUGGGUGUUUAUAUGUUAACUAUAGCAUCUGCCGAUGUUAUGUUUCGAGGGAACUAUGUUUGGAAUGAUCUUUCGUGGCGGUAUGGAGUCCCUUGUAAAAUAGCUGGAAUUAUAUCAACGGUCUCCAGUGAAAGUUCGGUAUGCUUUCUCUUUCUGAUAACUAUCGAUCGUUUUAUCGCAAUCAAAUAUCCUUUUGGUGAGAUACGAUUUGGGAAAAGAUCAGCUGGGUGUAUUUCAUGUUCUGUUUUCAUGAUAAGCUUCAUAAUAGCAGUCGUACCGUUAAUUUUACCUGGUUCAUACUUUGACGGAAAUUUCUAUUCACGAUCAGCAGUUUGCCUUGCGUUGCCGCUCACCCGCGACAAACCGAACGGCUGGGAGUACUCAUUCGGAAUUUUCAUUGUGUUUAAUUUUAUGCUGUUCUUGAUAAUAGCUGGUAUGCAGCUAAUAAUUUAUCGAGAAGUCACAAAUACUAUGAAUAGUGUUAGAUCUACAAAGAAAAACCAAGACUUGACAAUUGCAAGGAAUCUCUUUAUUGUUGUGUUUAGUGACUUCCUAUGUUGGUUUCCUGUUGGUGUAAUGGGUUUGAUGGCACUAAAUGGACAUUUGAUUCCUGCUGAGGUUUAUGCAUGGACUGCUGUAUUCAUUUUGCCUAUUAAUUCCGCUCUGAAUCCUUUUCUGUAUACGUUUUCGGCUAUAAUUCGAACAAAACGUGUGCGGAGAAGAGCAUCCAGUCAGAAGUGCCUGACAAAUCAGAUGUCAAUCGUUUCUAAUGGUAAUACCAAUGAAAACAGCAGGGACUCGUUUGAUAACAUAACAAGUAAAGAAGGUCUUUUUAAGAAGAUCGUCAAAGCUGUAGAACAUUCCCUCCAAAAUUCUACUUUGGAUGCAGAUGACAUAGAAACACUCGUAUCGCAACUGAACAGUGCCACAGAAUCACUUACGAAGACAUGAGCUGAUCGAUGUAUAAUUAAAGAAAUAGGCAAUUAAGAACACUACAGAAGAUACACACAAGAUAUGUUUAUUAUACUGCAUAUAAUAACAUCUAAGUACAUCCGAUUUGUAUAUAGAAAGACGUUUUGUUGUUAUGGAUUUCUAAAAAACUCGCACCAUUUUCCAAAUGUUGAUAAACUAUGAAAUUGUUUAUAA
Messenger RNA from Mytilus trossulus (common blue mussel), 7347 nucleotides. RefSeq lists its product as uncharacterized. Gene Ontology annotation, cellular component: plasma membrane. Gene Ontology annotation, biological process: adenylate cyclase-activating G protein-coupled receptor signaling pathway; activation of adenylate cyclase activity; hormone-mediated signaling pathway. NCBI's taxonomy places the organism in Eukaryota, Metazoa, Mollusca, Bivalvia, Mytilida, Mytilidae. Bases 46 to 7152 code for a protein of 2368 amino acids. The transcript is spliced from 34 exons. Gene Ontology annotation, molecular function: protein binding; G protein-coupled peptide receptor activity. The record is from RefSeq and is a predicted model, not a curated record.